Messenger RNA from Lutzomyia longipalpis, 738 nucleotides. RefSeq names its product pre-rRNA-processing protein TSR2 homolog. Gene Ontology annotation, cellular component: nucleus. The record is from RefSeq and is a predicted model, not a curated record. The coding region runs from base 107 to 679 and encodes 190 amino acids. Gene Ontology annotation, biological process: maturation of SSU-rRNA from tricistronic rRNA transcript (SSU-rRNA, 5.8S rRNA, LSU-rRNA). NCBI's taxonomy places the organism in Eukaryota, Metazoa, Arthropoda, Insecta, Diptera, Psychodidae. The transcript has 2 exons.
AGAUGAAAAAUGUAAACAAACAAUACCACGUGCUUCUUUUCCCAGAAAGCGGGAAUUGAAAAAUAAAUUGAGCAGGACUUUUCAGUAAGUUCAGGAAGAGUUGAGGAUGGCAGGAUCUAAUGAACCUUUCCGGGAGAUUGUUGAGAAUAUUUUCAAUCGAUGGAGUGCCCUCAAAUUAGCCGUUGAGCACGGAAUGGGAGGCUGGAAUGGGCUUCAGAAAGCAAUUGAGCUGAUGAACCAUACGUACGACUACUGCGUUCAGCCCAAGACACCAGCACAGGAAGACAUUCAGGAUGCCCUUGAUGAGUACCUGGAUCAGGAAUUUCAGACAAUCUGCGAUGAUAAUUCCUCCCAGGAAGUCAGCUACUACCUCAUAAGGUAUCUCACCAUGUUCAGAGCAGGACAAUUUGCGGAGAUUACGAAUGAAUUGAAUCAACUCCCUCCUGUGAACAAAUGGCUACUUCCUGGCCACAAAAUCACCUACGUGGCCGUUCAGGAGGACUCAUCCUCAGAUUCAGAGACAGAAGAACAUCCCCGGCAGCAAAUUGGAGCAUUUACAGUCACAGAUCUCCCAGAAGGAUUCGCCCCAAGCACCAGUGGGGCAACAAUGGAAAUGCAAGAGGAGGAUGUAGAGCCUGGAUGGACAAAAGUAACCACAAAAUCCCGAAGAAAACACUAAUUCUACUUUCUAGAUGUAUUUUAUUGGUUUUUCUUAAUAAAUUCAUUAAAAUUUACAAA